AUGGUUGUACAUAAUCCUAAUAAUUGGCAUUGGGUUGACAAAAACUGUAUUGACUGGACAAGACAAUAUUUCAACGAAAAUUUGAUCAACAUAUCUGCAGCUGAAGGUGAAAAAGAUGUAUUUGUGAACACAAUUUCAUCCGUUGAAGGUGAUGUCGAGGUUUGUCAACGUAAGGGAAAGGUUAUUUCUCUCUUUGACUUGAAGGUAGUCCUUGAGAUCAAGGGUCAUUCGAUUUCUCAGUCGAAGAAAGAAGGCGACUUUUCUGGUUCAAUCACAGUUCCUGAGUUAGCGUACGAUUCGACUGAAGACGAUUUACAGUUCGAUAUCAGUAUCUACAAUGAAGAUGCCGAUUCAGAAAAGAUGAGACCACUUAUUAAGAAGGAAUUGUUACCUAAAUUAAGAGACAGCUUGAUUAAAUUCGGCCGCGACUUGAUAACUACUCAUAGUUCCGACAUUCAAUUGUCGUCUGACAAAGUCAACUCCGCAUAUACCAAGGCCAACCAAGAAAACGCCCAGAACACUCCAGCAGCUGCAAAGAAGGCAUCUGCCCCAACUCCGGCUGCUCAAAAGAGUACAUCCUCGGGUGCUGCUGCUGCAAAAUCGGCAUCUAAUUCGUCUGUGCCAAGAUAUAACACGUCUACUUUGCACUUGGAACCUACUUUCAACACCACCGCUGAGCAAUUGUAUAUCACAUUAUUGGACCAGCAACGUGUUGCUGCCUGGAGUAGAUCCAAUCCGUCAAUGGGAAGCUUCCCACCAGAAGAAGGCUCUGAAUUUAGUCUCUUUGGGGGUUCCAUCAGUGGUAAGUUCUUAAAAUUAGUGCCAAAUGAAAAAAUAGUACAGUUAUGGAGAUUGGAAGACUGGAAGUCUGGCCAUUACGCUCAAUUGGACUUGCAAUUGAUCCAAGGUUCUGGUGAAACAAAAAUGAUUGUGAAAUGGUCUGGUAUCCCAGUUGGUGAGGAAGAUAGAGUUAGAGGUAACUUCGAAGAUUAUUACAUUAGAUCUAUAAAGAUUACCUUUGGUUUUGGCGCUGUCUUGUAA
This is a messenger RNA of Debaryomyces hansenii CBS767, 1041 nucleotides long. It is a transcript of the gene AHA1, whose product is annotated as Aha1p. The transcript has a single exon. Bases 1 to 1041 code for a protein of 346 amino acids. The record is from RefSeq and is a predicted model, not a curated record. Lineage: Eukaryota; Fungi; Ascomycota; Pichiomycetes; Serinales; Debaryomycetaceae. Gene Ontology annotation, molecular function: ATPase activator activity; protein-folding chaperone binding. Gene Ontology annotation, cellular component: cytosol. Gene Ontology annotation, biological process: positive regulation of ATP-dependent activity; protein folding.